This is a messenger RNA of Linum tenue, 699 nucleotides long. NCBI's taxonomy places the organism in Eukaryota, Viridiplantae, Streptophyta, Magnoliopsida, Malpighiales, Linaceae. The record is from the annotation of a GenBank genome assembly.
UUUUUUCUUUCGGUUAAAUAAAUGACCAGCCAUACUGUGUGAGAUGAGGUAGGAGGGAUGGAUUUGAAGAGUUGCAAGCUGUAAAUUUGGAUUGUGUCAUGCUGUCAGGUACAUCUUCCCUAUACUUAUGUACGUACGCAAGCAAGGUUAGACUUUGGUUUUUUUUUUCAUUUUUUGUUUCAUUAUUUCCAUCUUUUGUGGGUAUUUUUUUUUUUGUUUCAAGCUUAUCUUUUACUCUUCCUAUUGGUUCGCUUUCUAUAUAUUUCAAUAUCAAGCUUCUAUGUUGCUCUUCCUAUUGGUCUGCUUUCAAAAUAGACAAACUAGAAACUAACCCGAGAGACAGGAAAUGUGUUGAAGAUAUGCUUUUGUGCUACACUUUCCCACCCCUUAUGUCAGUUUUAUUAACUUAAAUAUAGCUAACAUGAGAGAGAUGAGAAGUAUAUUGAAGAACUUAAAUCUGGUCUUUUGCUUUCAAUCACUAUUUCAUUUGUUGUUGUAGGUUGCAGAUAUCCAGGAAACAAGCCGAUGUGAAAAUAACGGAAGGGGAUUCAGAAGGAGGUCAAUGGAGGGUUCAUUUUCAUCAAGCCAAUUUGCUACACGAGGACAAAAGGUGAAUAUGGGUUUUGAAAAGAAAGCACUGCAUGAUGUGGACGAUUCAGAAGACAACAAAGUUUGACUUCCUUUUGAUAUGAAUAGACA